AUGGCGGGUGCUGACAUGGACUUGGCCGCGUCCGAGUCAGGGAUCUUCCUGGACACCACCAGCUUCCGGCACUUCGCGCCCCUCCUGGAGGCCAGCCAGGCCUACGCCCAGCUCAGCGGCUGUCGCUUCCGGCUAGCCUCCUUUGGGCCUGGCCAUCCGCUGCCGGCACCCUCAGAGGGGCAGCCGUCACGAGACAAGAGCCUUCGCUUGGCUGCCAAAGUGCAGGCAGAGCCGCAGGUGCAAGUCUUCUCGGAGCGGCUCUUGGCCGGCGACCCACAGCUGACGGAAGAGUUGGACCGAGCCUUUCGCGUGGUCAUGGUCGAAGGCGUGCGCAACGCGAUGAUGGCGGCCUUCCAGCGCUUGGAGCUCUGGCCCCCGCGGCCGGCGCCCGAGGGCAUUGAGGAGGACGACUGCUGCUACGAGGAUGUGAAUUCGCCCUUGCCGGUCAUCGCCCAGCGGCUUUACAAUGAUGACGUCCGAAGGCUGAUGGCCGUGCCCUGCGACGGCGCCGCGUCGCCCUGGCAGCAGCGGGCGCUCACCGCGGCGUUCAUCGUGGACUUUGCUGAGGAGGUCGGGCUGCCGUGCCUGAGCAUGCCGCCCACCCAGCAGGAGAUGAUCGAAGAGUUCGCCUUGCGCGUGGAAGAGUACGAAGCGCAGCAGCGGGCGGAGUCGGCUGCGCUGGAUGCGAUCGAGGAUCCGAGCCCUCAGGCGCAGCUGGAGCCGGAGGCCAUGCCUUCGGAGGCGUCGGCACAGACAGCGUCCGCCUCGCUGCUCACAGCUGCGCAGCAGCUGCGGGAAGAGACGCGGAAGCUGAGGGAGCGUGGAGGCCUGUUUGUGCAGGAGAACAAGGCGGCGCUCGCGCUGGGCGCCGUGGGGCUCGUGGGCGGCGCCGUAGCGGCCCUGGCCGCCGGAGGUGCAAUCAUGGCCACGCGGCUGUCGCGGUCACAGGAUGAUGCCCGCCAGGAGGAUGACGAGGGUCUCGAGCGGAAGGCAGACACGGGACGAUGGCUGGUGGCCAGCCCAGUGGCAGUCACGUACAACGAGCUGGUUACCACAUACAAGAAGACCUACAAGAGGCGCGAGAUUGAGGAGUAUUGGGAGGCUUGCAAGCCAGCAAGGGCCAAGAAGUCGAAGGCAGCACCUGCUAAGGAGUCCAAGCCCUCGGCUAAGGUCCGCACUGGCAAGGAUGGAGGUGCCUCAGCUUUGGCCAAGUUGCGCUCGUUCAGCGGCUGCGUUUUGGCCGAGUAUGUUUGGUUGGAUGCCGAUGGCGUGACACGGUCCAAGACCAUGACCAUGACCGCCAGGCCUUUGAAGGUGACCGACCUGAAAGUGUGGAACUACGAUGGCAGCAGCACUGGACAGGCAGAUGGACACAAUUCGGAGGUGCUUUUGAAGCCAAGGGCGAUUUUCAACGAUCCUUUCCGUGGCUAUCCAAAUGUGAUGGUGCUUGCUGAUGCUUGGAACGCCUGGGAUGAUCAGCCAGCAAAGAACAACACUCGAGCCCCGUGUGCCGAGAUCAUGGACAUGUACCGCUCCUUGGAUCCUUGGUUCGGCAUCGAGCAAGAGUACACCCUGAUGAAACCGGGCAAGGUUGGCUUGAAGCCCACAGUUCCCUUGGGCUUCAACGCAGAUGGCAGUGAGCCAGCGCCACAAGGGCCGUACUACACAGGUGCUGGCUUCAAUGUGGCCAUCGGCCGUCCGGUGGCAGAUGAGCACUACAAGUUGUGCAUGGAGGCAGGUGUGAAGAUCUCAGGCAUCAAUGCAGAAGUGAUGCCUGGCCAGUGGGAGUUCCAGAUUGGCCCAUGCCGUGGCAUUGAGAUGGGAGAUCACCUGACGAUGGCUCGAUACAUCAUGCUGCGCGUGACAGAGAAGCACGACUGCGUUUGCUCUUUUGAGCCCAAGCCAGCAAAGGGUGACUGGAACGGUGCCGGAUGCCACACCAACUUCUCUGUCACACCUAUGCGAGUUGCCGGUGGCUAUGACACCAUCAUCAAGGUGUGCGAAGCAUUUGGCAAAGUCGCCAAGGAACACAUUGCCGAGUACGGGGAGGACAAUGACAAGCGCCUCACUGGCAAGCAUGAGACCUGUGACAUCAAUACUUUCAAGUACGGCGUGGCCAACCGCGGUGCCUCCAUCCGCAUCCCCCGGGAGGCCGAAAAGAGCGGCCGCGGGUACAUGGAGGACCGUCGACCGGGGGCGAAUUGCGACCCAUACCGAGUGACGAAGAUCAUCAUGAAGACCACUGGUGAGUGUCUGAGCGCUGAGACGAUCGAAGCAGGAGGCAAGACCCACACGGCCUUCGUCUUCAUCAAGCCCCACGCCAACAACGAGAAGGUCCAGACGUUGGUGAAGGAGAAAUUGACCAGCGAAGGCCUCACCAUCAAGUCUGAGGGCACCAUCAAGUCCACCGUCAUCGACGCUCGGCCGAACGCAUCGUCUUGGAAGGUCGGUGGCCAGGACAAGAAGAAGUUGAUCGACACCCACUACGGUGCCAUUGCGGCCAAGGCGGUGACGAUGAAGCCCAAGGACUUGACGGUCCAGGAGAAGUCGCAGGAGGAAUUUGAGAAGCAGUUCGGCGUGAAGUGGAGCAAAGUCAUGGAGGACGGACUGGUCUUCAACGCCAUGGACGGUGCGAAGAAGCUGGGCAUCACGGCCGAUGAGUUGGGCAAGAAGUACGAUGCGCUCAAGAAGGGGGAGGGCAUCAUCAAGUUCGGAGGCGGCUUCUACUGUGGAAAGGUGGAUGACAUCUAUGUCAUCAACGGCUUCUACAUGAACAUGCGCUCCAAGUUCACCGCACCGGGAACCAGUAUCUACUAUUAUGAGGUGGAGUGGCCCGUGGAGAAGAUGCCUUGGGCCGACUUCCGUGGGAAGCUGCUGGGCCCCACCGACCCUGCGAGCGCGCCGGAGGGCUCCCUGCGCCAGCAGAUCUACAGCAAGUGGUCCGACCUGGGUUUGAAAGCGCAGCCUGACACCGGCGACAACGGUGUGCACGCCUCGGCGAGCCCCUUCGAGGCGCUGGCCGAGCGCUGCAACUGGCUCCGGGCGUCCAUUUCAAAGGAUGCCUUCGGCAAGGGCCUGCUCGCCAGCGGCAUCCCCUUGCCCAUUUUGACCAAAGAAUGGUUCAACGAUCCUCAAGUGGACUUCGAGGGUGGAAAGAAGUCCUUGUUUGACCUCUUGGAGGAUUUGGACGCGGCGGCGUGCUUGAAGAAGUGCAAGGAGAUUGUCCGCUUGGAGGGCGGAAGUGGAGAGUUCGCCUUCAAGGAGGCGGGUGCCAGCUGCCCGGACGGCGGUGGUGUGGUGGAGGGCCUCGAUGAGCUCCUGGCCCAGACCUCUCCAGACCUUCCCCUGUCACGACGCCCCGCGCGCCGCAGCGGGCCCUCCGCCAUGACGAGCCCCGGGCUCGCCUCGCCGCGCAGCCCGCGCAGCCCGCGCAGCCCGAGCCCGCGGGCGCCGCCGGAGGUGAAGCCGCUCUUCUCGGCCUCCUCGGACCACAGGUGCCUCUCGCGUGCAGCGGCCGACGCGGGCGGGGAGGCGUGUGAUGAGCGCCAGCUGCUGCUGAUCAAGACGCGGGUCGCGUCGCAUAGGCUCUCCCAGUGCAAGGCCAAGCUCGGCUCCUGCGCAGCGCGUUUGGACCACCUCCAGCGCCAGAAACGCCCGAGGCGGCAAGACUUGCUCGAGGCCUCCAGGCUGCUGCUGGAGGUGGUGUUCCUCCUCACGGAGGCCGACCGAGAGCGGCGCGGGCGGGGCGACCGCUCGGAUGCUCGGACCAGGACACCUAGUCCAAGGAGGCCCUGCUCGCCGCACUUCGGCACUCCGGAGCUUGCCUCUUCGGCGGAACGAGUGGCUGGGCGACGUACUUGUCGCUGA
Molecule: messenger RNA, 3867 nt
Organism: Durusdinium trenchii
Lineage: Eukaryota; Dinophyceae; Suessiales; Symbiodiniaceae
Source: the annotation of a GenBank genome assembly